Molecule: messenger RNA, 893 nt
Organism: Podarcis lilfordi (Lilford's wall lizard)
Lineage: Eukaryota; Metazoa; Chordata; Lepidosauria; Squamata; Lacertidae
Source: the annotation of a GenBank genome assembly
CGUGAAGAAGGGCAGCUCGGUGUUGUCCAGGUCGUCCUGCACAGCAACGCGCCCGGGCAGCUCGGUCCGUACGAAGAGCAGCAGCCGCGAGUCCGCGGGAGGCGACGAGCCCGGUGAGGCGGCGGCAGCAGCAGCAGCAGCCGAGGAAGACGACGACGAAGAGGAAGAAUCGGCAGCCGGGGCCGCCGCUGCCGAGGAUGAACCGACCGGGGGGCUCCUGCUCCCGCCGCCGCCGCUGCUCCAGGCGACGUCGCUCUCCCUCAGCACCGGCAGAGUAGACACCGUCACCGUCUUCUCCCGACACGGGCUGCCGCCGCCAGCUCCGCCGCUCCUCCCGCCGGCUCCGCCAGCUCCUCCGCCCGGUUCUACUCUCCCGGCCGCCCCCGCCGAAGGGCCCGGCCCGCUGGUCAGCAGGAGCAGCAGCGGCAGUAGCGGCGGAGGCGACGAAGAGAAGGAAGCCGAGGCGGCGGGCGCAGCGGCGGCCGCCGAUGGGGAAGAGCAAGCGGCGGGCAGGAACAGGAGGAGGCGGCGGCGGCGGAGCAGCAAGGGGCGAGGGGCUGCCAUGCCCGAGCGGAGAGGGGCGCGGGGCGCGCGAGGAGGUGGCUCGGACCCGGGGAGCGAGAGGGAGCAAGGGAGCGAGAGAGAAGGAGCGAGAGAGAGCAGGAGGACGUCGCAGCAGCAGCAGCAGCAGCAGCAGCAGCAGCCGACGCGAGCGACUCGCCUGCCGGGCACAGCCUGCCUCGCCUGCCUCCUCCCCGCCCUUGCUCCGCCCCCGACUCAGCCGCCCCCCAGCUCGGCAGCCGCCGCCGCCGCUGCUUUGGCUCCGCCUUGCGCGCUGGCUCUGGUUCUGGCCGCUGCCGCCGCUUCGCAAGCGACCUGCUUCCAAAAUCAAA